UUAAGAGUGUUCUGCCAAUAGCAACAAUGAGGGUGGGACUAGUAUAUCGUCUUCACCUCAGAUGCUGUCAUUCCCAGACGGAUUGUUUGUUGUCAAGAUGGACUUUUUACUGGGCAAUCCGUACAGCACUCCUGUGGGCCAAUGUAUAGAGCGGGCAACGGACGGAGGGCUGCAAAACGAGGACUGGACCCUCAAUAUGGAGAUCUGUGACAUCAUUAAUGAGACAGAGGAGGGGCCUAAAGAUGCCAUGCGGGCCCUGAAGAAGAGGCUGAGUGGGAACAGGAACUUCAGAGAGGUGAUGCUCGCACUCACGGUGCUAGAGACGUGCGUGAAGAACUGCGGCCACAGGUUCCACGUGCACGUGGCCACCAGGGACUUCAUCGACGGCGUGCUGGUCAAGAUCAUCUCCCCUAAGACCAAUCCCCCAACCAUCGUUCAAGAAAAAGUACUUGCUCUCAUCCAGGCGUGGGCAGACGCCUUCAGAAGCAGCCCUGACCUGACGGGUGUAGUCCACAUCUACGAGGAACUGAAGAGGAAAGGGGUUGAGUUCCCCAUGGCCGACCUGGACGCCCUGUCCCCCAUACACACGCCACAGAGGGGCAUCCCUGAGGUGGACCCGGCGGUCCUGAAGUACAGAGCCCCCACCGUGACCCCCAUCGCCCUCGCAAUCCCCGCCACCGCCGCCCUUCCGAGACCCGUCCCUGUCCCCCCCACGGCCGACACCUCUCCGUCGCAGAUCCCCCACGUCCCCGACGUCUCGGGCCCCAUCACUGCCAACCCUGAGCAGAUCGCCCAGCUGCGCAGUGAGCUUGACGUUGUGAGAGGAAACACCAAAGUCAUGUCUGAGAUGUUGACGGAGAUGGUUCCUGGGCAGGAAGACUCCUCCGAUCUGGAGCUGCUGCAGGAGCUGAACAGGACAUGCAGGGCGAUGCAGCAGCGGGUAGUGGAGCUGAUCUCCAGGGUCUCCAACGAGGAGAUGACCGAGGAACUGCUGCAUGUCAACGAUGACCUCAACAACAUCUUCCUACGCUACGAGAGAUAUGAAAGGUACCGGUUGGGUAGAACUGGAAAGAACAAUGGAAUGUUGGGUGAGGCCCCAGAGGACAACCUGAUAGACCUGGGCCCCGGCUCCCCCGCAGUGGUCACCCCUAGGGCCACUGCCGGCCCCUCUCCCGCCUCCACCCUCAUGGGGGCUGCCGCCUCCCCUCCCCACCACCCCCCCACCAACUCCACCCUAUCUUCAGCCCAGGGCGGACUCAAUGUUGGUACGGACAGCGUUGGCAGCGCCCUGUCCGCCAUCUCCUGCCGGAACCCCGAUGACUUCGACAUGUUCGCCCAGACCCGAGGUAGCUCGCUGGCCGACCAGCGCAAGAAUGUAAAGUAUGAAGACCCUCAAGCCCUGGGGGGCCUGGCCUCGGCUCUGGACGUCAGACAGCAGAACACCGGAGGAGUGCUGAGGUUAAAAGGGGAUGAAAAUCCAGCAGAGCAGGAGCUGCCCAUAGACAGCUGGCUUAUUACCCAAGGAAUGAUCCCUGUAUCGCAGUCCUCUGUCAUGGAUGACAUAGAGGAAUGGCUCUGUGCGGAUGUGAAAGGAGAUGGCGCAGAGGAAGGAGUCACCAGUGAAGAGUUUGAUAAGUUCCUAGAGGAUCGAGCCAAGGUGGGAGAUUCUGGACCCUCUCCCCCACUAAGAGGCAGACCAGGGCCCCCCGUCGGGGCUACUAGCGGCUCCCACAAGAAGGCAGAGCGGACGGAGGACGCCCUCUUUGCCCUGUAGACUCUCACCUGCCCGUUUUUCUCCUCCUAGUCUGGAAGCACCGCAAGCAAUGUCCUUUCCAAGAACCCCAACGUCCAUUUAAUUUGCUGCCCCUGGGUGACGUUGCAACAGAUGUAUUGUCUGUAGCCUUGUCAUCUGAUUACCAGUGUUGUAAUUCAGAGACAAACAUGCUUGCCAUGUCUUGUAUUACUGUAUUUUUUUGUUUGAUGUUUUUGUGUGUCUGUGUGGCUUCUCUUAGUAGCCCUUCUUAGUCCUCUGUAAUGUACCACCAAAGACGAGUAUUCUAGCUAGCCUGUUAGCUUUGUUUCAGAAGAACACAUGCUAUGGCACUGUCUCUUUUAUAUUGAUAGCCUAGUAGCAAGGAUAAAUGAGAACCCUUUCUGCAUGGCCGGCUUUCAAGCCAAAUGAUUUGAUCCAGAAAGCUAGAAUGAUGGCCUAUGGUUUCUAAGAAUUUAAAUAAUUGAAUAAUACAUUUUUCUUUCGUUUUUUGCUGUGUAGAACAAUAUAAUAACACUGAGUGGUUGUUCAUCAUUGAAAAUUAUUUGUUUCCAUGGUCAGUUCCUGUUGUGCUGAGAAAAGCUAAUUUUUCUGCCUAGGCUAAAACCGCUAGCUAAAUCAAAGAUAAUAUCGAAAGCAUUUGUGUGCGUGAGAACGUCGGUUGCCUUUCCUUUGAGUCCAAGAGACAACAAAACUAAAUGGCCACAAGGCACCUGCUUAUGGGAAGGAAAGGGACACGUUUAGUCAAGAUUCCUUCUAAGGGUUAUUACAAUGACUAAAAAAGAACAUCACCAUCAAGCUGGUGUGAAAAAGCCAUUCCGAGAAACAUUGUUGCUUAAUGGACAAAUAAUAUCAUUUAGCACUUAUAAUUUUGACAAUAGCACAACCACUUUCCUUCCUAAUACACUAUUUUGUGCACUUUACAGCUAUUUGUGUUUACAAGAUGGUUACUAUUUUUCUAGUGGGUGGUAAAUAGUCCUAAUUUACAUAAUUUUGCACAUUUUUGUUUGACUGCAUUCAUGUUAAACUAUACCAAACGCAGGUGUAUAGCUAGAUGGAAACAACUUUUACAAAUUUACCAUAACACCUUUUUAGCAAUUCAUUAAAAUCCCAAAAAAUAGUGGCGAAGAUAUUGAGUUCGAAAGGGGGUUUAGAAUGACACAAUUGUAGGAUUGGUUUCUGUAUAUAUAUAUAUAUAUUG
Messenger RNA from Gadus macrocephalus (Pacific cod), 2972 nucleotides. RefSeq names its product TOM1-like protein 2 (gene tom1l2a). Lineage: Eukaryota; Metazoa; Chordata; Actinopteri; Gadiformes; Gadidae. Gene Ontology annotation, molecular function: ubiquitin binding; clathrin binding; phosphatidylinositol binding. The record is from RefSeq and is a predicted model, not a curated record. Bases 62 to 1774 code for a protein of 570 amino acids. The transcript has 16 exons. Gene Ontology annotation, cellular component: endosome; membrane. Gene Ontology annotation, biological process: signal transduction.